Messenger RNA from Cryptococcus wingfieldii CBS 7118, 231 nucleotides. RefSeq lists its product as hypothetical. The coding region runs from base 1 to 231 and encodes 76 amino acids. The transcript is spliced from 2 exons. Lineage: Eukaryota; Fungi; Basidiomycota; Tremellomycetes; Tremellales; Cryptococcaceae. The record is from RefSeq and is a predicted model, not a curated record.
AUGCCUAUAGCUACCCCCAGCCCCAGCCUCAACCGGUCUACGUUCAGCAACAACCCCGAAAGAGGUCUGGUGGUGGCGGUGGAUGCUGCGCCUGGUAUGUUCAGCUCGGUCCUCUUCAUACUCGCUUAUCUUAACUACUACCCUCUCCCUCUUUCUGCCACGGUCUACAGUCUCGCCGGUAUGCUCUGUUGUUGCUGUGCCGAAGAGAUGUGCUGCGACAUGCUCUGCUAA